UUUAAAUUCAAAGCCCAACAAACCAAAACCCCAAUCGCUUAAACCUAAAACCUCUCUUCUUCUUCAUAUCCCCCACACACUAAACCCUAACUGUGUGAAAUCUCCGAAAAUGGCGGACGUAGUCCAAUACAAGCUAGAGCGCAUGGUCCGAGAGCUCGACGACCUCGAGCGCCGCAACCUCUUCACCAAGUCCGAAAUCUCCGAGAUCGUCAAACAGCGCCGCAAGUUCGAGUACAGACUCAAGCGCCCCAGCCCACUCAAACAAGACUACCUGAAUUACAUUGAGUAUGAGAAGAAUUUGGAUAAGCUUAGGUUCUUACGACGCAAGGCGGUGUCGAGAGAGCUCAAGAAAAAUGGCAAUCAGAGGAUGAAGAAAUCGGUUUCUGACUAUUCGGGGGUAUCGAGAAUUAUCGAGAUUUAUAAGCUGGUUACGAAUAGGUUUAAGGGUGAUUUGGAGAUUUGGUUUCAGUUUCUCGAGUUUUGUAGGAUAAAAAAGAAUGGGCAUUUGAAAAAGGCCCUUGCUCAGGUAGUUAGGUUUCAUCCCAAAGUACCAGGGGUUUGGAUAUAUGCUGCUGCUUGGGAAUUUGACACCAACUUGAAUGUAGCAGCUGCUCGUGCUCUAAUGCAUGCUGGAUUAAGAGCGUGCCCAACUUCAGUUGAUCUAUGGGUAGAGUAUAUUCGUAUGGAGCUGACUUAUCUUAAUAAGUUGAAAGCUCGAAAAGUUGCUCUUGGGGAAGACGAGGGAACACUGUCUCGAGAGCAUCUUGAUCCUGCAGAUGAGCAGUGGCGAGAUGAAAAUAAAGAGUUGUUUAUGGCUCUUAAUGACCAUAAGGAAAAGGAUGAGGCAUCAAAUAUUACAAAUGGCGAGGUUGAGAAAAAAUCUGAUCUGUUUGGGGAGCAAGGUCUGAGCAUUCUUCAAACCGUUUACAGCAAUGCAGUGAAAGCCCUCCCUUCAGAUUUUAGUUUGAGAACUCGAAUGUUGGAGAUACUUGAAGCGACAGAGUUAGCACAUUCAGAAGAAAUGAAGAAGAAGAUACUUAAUGACAUGAAAAGAGAUUUUUUGAAAGAAUCCGAGUAUUGGGACUGGCUUGCGAGAAGUGAAGCAGGUCAACUUCUAAAAACCCAUGGAAUGAGUGAAGAUAUUAGCUUACAUAAGUUGGAGAAAGCAAUUCAGAUUUAUGAGGAAGCUGUAGAAAUUGUGCCUUCGCAUAUGAUGUUUAUACAUUAUACAAAAUUUUUGGUUGAUGCGAUUGGUCAACAAAAUGGAAAAAUGCGUAGCUUUACUUUGGCUAAUGGUGUAGAUUCCAUCUCACACAUCUUAAUGGUAUAUGAAAAAGCUGAGAGGAUGGGUUGUCUUACGGAAGAUCUUGCUUGCCAGUAUGUAUCUUUUUUAAUGGAACUGGGAAAAUCUGAUGAAGCUAGGAAACUGGCAGUAAGGCUCUGCAGUGGAAAAUUCUUGGAUGCAGUGCAUUUAUGGAAUUUGCGGCUAUCAAUGGAAAUUAGAUGCAUAACAGAAAAGUCUCCAUCUCUGAGCAAAACUGAUCUUUCAGUUGUCUUCGAACUCUUCAAAAGUAUUCUAAUGAGAAUAUCAGUUUCAAAAGCUCAGAGCUUGUGGCUUAUGGCUCUCAAAUUCUUUGCAAAUCAAAGACGUUAUUUUGACAAGCUGGUGGAGAUAUCCCUUGGUUUAUUGGCUAAAUAUGGUGGUAGCGAUGAUGGCUUUUGCCUUUCUUCUUCAAUUGUUAAUAUAUGUCUUCAAAAAGAUGGAAUUCAGAGUGCCAGAGAGAUCUAUAAGCGAUAUCUUGCUUUACCUCAUCCAGGUCUUGCAUUAUAUCGAAGUUGCAUAGAGCUGGAACAGAACCUUGCAUCUGCAAGUAGUAAACCCAGUCUGGUAGAAGUCCAGAGGUUAUUUGAGACCGCACUAGCAACCUAUGAUCAAGAUGUGAGCUUGUGGCAAGAUUAUCAUAAUAUGGAGACUAAAAUGGGGACUUCAGAAGCUGCUGCUGCUGUCCAUUGGCGUGCAAGGAAGACACUCAAAGAUAAUGCUGCACUACUAACUUCUCAAAGUUUGUGAUGAACAUCUGCAGAUGAUAUCACAUCUCAGUUUUGACCGUGUCCUUGCAGUUUCUUCCCCUUCCAAGUGUCGUACUAGUGUACUGGAAACAAAUGCAAAAUUUUGAGCUCUUUUAAAUAUUUUCUUUUUAAGUUUCAUUUAUAUAUUUAAAAUGCUUUUGUUGUUCUUACAAAUAGAUUAGCUAUUCAUGCUCGUAACUUGAAUUCGAAGGAAUGCGUGUAAAAAUAGUGUCCUAACACAGUCCCUUAAAUCACCAGGACACUUAAUUCCUUGUUACCAA
This is a messenger RNA of Daucus carota subsp. sativus, 2351 nucleotides long. RefSeq lists its product as uncharacterized. The record is from RefSeq and is a predicted model, not a curated record. Gene Ontology annotation, cellular component: Pwp2p-containing subcomplex of 90S preribosome; small-subunit processome. Gene Ontology annotation, biological process: maturation of SSU-rRNA from tricistronic rRNA transcript (SSU-rRNA, 5.8S rRNA, LSU-rRNA). Gene Ontology annotation, molecular function: snoRNA binding; protein binding. NCBI's taxonomy places the organism in Eukaryota, Viridiplantae, Streptophyta, Magnoliopsida, Apiales, Apiaceae. Bases 110 to 2071 code for a protein of 653 amino acids. The transcript has 6 exons.